Ochotona princeps (American pika) is the source of this 5016-nucleotide messenger RNA. It is a transcript of the gene ETV3, whose product is annotated as ETS variant transcription factor 3. Gene Ontology annotation, biological process: cell differentiation; regulation of transcription by RNA polymerase II. The coding region runs from base 1030 to 2568 and encodes 512 amino acids. Gene Ontology annotation, cellular component: nucleus. NCBI's taxonomy places the organism in Eukaryota, Metazoa, Chordata, Mammalia, Lagomorpha, Ochotonidae. The transcript has 5 exons. Gene Ontology annotation, molecular function: sequence-specific DNA binding; DNA-binding transcription factor activity, RNA polymerase II-specific. The record is from RefSeq and is a predicted model, not a curated record.
AAAUGGGAGAGGAAGCGCCUGUCUCUACCCCGGUUGCCUUGUUAUUGUGUAGCGUGUGUCUGUGUCGUGUUUGUUUUCUUCUUCCUUUGGGAAUAUUUAUCUUGUCCUUGGCCUGGUUGUUGUGUGGAUUGAAAUCUUCAUGCGGAUGGUGAGAAAAAGCAUUCAAAAGGAUCUGGAGGAAUCCCAUGUUAGAUGAAGUUUCCAGGAUUAGGAGUUUGUCCUCACCCCACCCUGGGGGCCACCGAGGCACCUGUGUUCCCUGCAGGCUUUUGCUAAUGUGGGUGCGGAGGGCCGGGUCCACCCCGAGGGAACAGCACCGGGAGAUGUGCCUUCUCCAGCUCCCGGCUCCCCCUCGGGCGUUUUUACCCCUCCCAACCUUUUGCUGGAGAAUUGGCUGCUGCUUGCCACCGGGAACAGAACGUUCAUUGAGGAACCGUAAAUCUGGAUGGAAUGAAGUCACGCAGCAGCAGUGCCCUUUCCACUCGUUGGCCUGGAGGGCCUCGGAAAUGCCUGCCGCUUUUCCCCUUCCCACUAAAAGAAUAAAAUAGGAAAUAUUUGCUGAGACAGACUUGGGGGUGUGCGUGUGUUUCUUAUAGGGAGGAACUGUACAUACAGUCUGUUUACUUCCUGUAUCCCAGAGGAUUUUUCAGGGGGGAGGGGAUAGUUUCUGAUGGGGAGGAGUUUUCCUUCUCCCAUCUCACAUAGUUCUGUAAAAUAAAUCAGAUCUUCAUUCUUGAGUGGGAAUCAGACGGGUUGGGCCUCUUUUCACCCUUCCUCAAACUGGUACAUCUGGGUGAACUCAGGCUUGUGUAUCUUGGCAUCUGAGCCUGUCUAGUAAUAGAAGACAAACUGUUUGCCUUGUGCUGGCUGCCUUUUUGGACCCGUUUUCACUGUACCUUUCCUUUUUUUUUUUUUUUUUUUUUUUUUUUUUUUUUUUUUUUUUUUGCAUUUGAAGGUUUGGUCAAGAGAAGGAGGGCAAAUAUUUAAAACAGUGUUUACACUUUGUGGUUUAAAGUCAGGAGGGUGAAAAUGAAAGCGGGCUGUAGCAUCGUGGAAAAGCCAGAAGGAGGUGGAGGGUAUCAGUUUCCGGACUGGGCCUAUAAAACCGAGUCGUCCCCAGGCUCCCGGCAGAUCCAGCUGUGGCACUUCAUCCUGGAGCUGCUGCAGAAGGAAGAGUUCCGCCAUGUCAUCGCCUGGCAGCAGGGAGAGUACGGGGAGUUUGUCAUCAAGGACCCAGAUGAGGUGGCCCGCCUCUGGGGCCGCAGGAAAUGCAAACCACAGAUGAAUUAUGACAAGCUGAGCCGGGCCCUCAGAUACUAUUACAACAAGAGGAUCCUUCAUAAAACAAAAGGGAAAAGGUUUACUUACAAGUUUAAUUUCAACAAGCUGGUGAUGCCCAACUACCCCUUCAUCAACAUUCGAUCAAGUGGUGUGGUUCCUCAAAGUGCACCACCAGUGCCAACAGCCUCUUCCAGGUUCCAUUUCCCACCUCUGGACACCCAUUCUCCAACUGGCGACGUGCAGCCAGGACGGUUCUCAGCCAGCUCCCUAGCUGCCUCUGGCCAGGAUUCAAGUGAUGGCACCGACCGAAAGGUGGAGCUUUCAGAACUGGAGGAUGGCUCGGCCGCUGACUGGCGCAGGGGUGUGGAUCUCAUGUCCUCCCGGAAUGCUGUUGGAGGAGGAGGGAUUGGCCCCCAGAAACGCAAGCCUGACAUAAUGCUUCCUCUGUUCACUAGGCCAGGGAUGUACCCAGACCCCCAUAGUCCUUUCGCCGUCUCUCCAAUCCCUGGCCGUGGAGGUGUCCUUAAUGUCCCCAUUUCACCAGCCCUCUCCUUGACUCCCACCAUCUUCUCCUACAGCCCCCCACCAGGCCUGAGUCCCUUUACUAGCAGCAGUUGCUUCUCCUUCAACCCUGAGGAAAUGAAACACUACCUUCAUUCUCAAGCCUGUUCCGUGUUUAACUACCAUCUGAGCCCCCGGACUUUUCCCCGUUACCCAGGGCUCAUGGUUCCUCCACUGCAAUGCCAAAUGCAUCCUGAGGAGUCAACUCAGUUUUCUAUCAAGUUACAGCCUCCACCAGUUGGGCGAAAGAACCGGGAGAGGGUCGAGAGCAGUGAGGAUUCAGUGCCUGUCCCUGCACCCACCAUGGCUCCCGUUCCCCCGCGAAUUAAGGUGGAACCCACCUCUGAAAAGGAUCCAGAGAGCCUCAGGCAGGCGAGCCAGGAGAAAGAGGAGCAUUCUCAAGAAGAGGGCCCUGUACCAAGCAGGACUAUUGAAGAGGAAAAGGGCACUGUCUUUGCCCGCCCUGUUGUGCCACCCAUCUGGCCCUCAGCACCCAGUAGCACCCCAAACGAGGAGUCCCUGGAGGUGACUGAAGACAGUGAGGACAGGCCUGGCAAAGAGGCCAGUGCACCUGAGAAGAAAGAAGAUGCUCUGAUGCCUCCCAAGCUCCGGUUGAAGCGGCGCUGGAAUGACGACCCUGAGGCUCGAGAGCUGAAUAAGAACGGCAAGUUCCUCUGGAGCGGGUCAGGACCCCGGGGCCUGGCGACAGCAGCUGCCGAUGCUUAGAACUGCAAGUGGAUUGGGAGCUGUUUAUACUAUAAUCAAUACAUACAUGUAUUUAUGUAGCAAGAUUCGGGGGGAGGGGUGGGAGGGUAUUAGACUGAUUUGAUCAUUCUAGGAACAUAGACUUGUAUUUUUAUGUUUUGGGAUUGGGAUGGGGUAUCUUCUGUUGUAAAUUAGGUGGGGUAUGAACACUUUUUUUUCCUGAUGGGUAGAACACAGAGAUGGUAUUGAACUGAGAGGAGGAUGGGCCUCUGUUUCCUGUUGAGGCUUACACUUUGUGGCAAGGAAACUCCUAAAGGGCCAGAGUACUUCUUGGUCCCGUGAUAGUUCAGGUUCCAGACUUCUUUCUUUUUUAUUGUAUUUUAUCUAUAGAAAGCCAUUCAUGAAUUUAUUUUACUCUGAGAGAUGCAUAUAAGGGGAAAGGUCAUGCUGUGGGAUUAGGCCAUGAGAGACCAUUAAUACUAAGUAUUUGCCUGAAAUGUUUCUUUAUAAUUAUUUCGGAGAGGAAUAAGAUAAAUCUCAAUCUCAGUCUUACUGGGGUGGGAGGAUGUUCAAAUGUUGCUUUGGGGUGGGAGGGUUGGUGUUCUGUUGUUUGGCAUUUUUUUUGUUCUUUUACAAAAUGUUUUCAGGAAACAUGAGCCUACUACCACUCAGAGCGGGCUGGGAAGGCACAGGAGCCAGCCACCCUCCCGCCUGCUGGGUUGGGACAGGAAGCCCUGCUGUGAGACCCUUGGACUUUUCACCACUUCACCUAUUCAGAAGCCAUGAGGAGUGGUAAACUCUUGUUCAGGGAAGAAAGAAGAGGGCAAGAGGAAGUGACCCGAUGCCUUUAAAAGCAAAACAGAAGAAGUGGUCUUCACUUUUCCUUUUCCAUCAUGGGUGUGGGGAGCCAAACCGAAGUGUGCCUGUGAGGAAGUUCACCAAGAGGCAUGACAACAUUGUUGAAGAUGUCUUUGCAUUAUAUCUGGUCCUCUUAGCAUUUUCUAAAGUCAAGCCUUAACUAUGAACGUACUUUAAAAUGAUACGGGUCUGUCAACAGAAACCUGUAAAGGGACAUGGACAACUUUCUAGAUAAUUCAGGAAUGUUGAAACAUGGUUAAACUUCUAGCUGAUACAUAGUCAUUCCCUCUGGACGUUCCUGGGACAGGCAGCAGAAAUGCAGGAUUGUAGGCAUUAAGGAACAGGACACCUAGAAACACAGAAGGUAGCUGGGGGUACAAGUGGAUGUUUGCUGAGACUGAGGAAGAGAGGAAGGAAGAUACAGAAAGCAACCAGGUGCUGAAAGGCCUGGGGUGGAUGAAAGAGUUGGUGUCCUGCUGGGAUGAUGCUGUUCUCGCCAUACCCAUACACCUAUGCUGUUUGGAAUCUCCCUUAAGAUUGACUGUCUUACAUGAGACUACAGUUUACAAUGAGGAAUUGUUUCUUCACAGGAAAUUCACUUCCAAAAUUUCAAAGGAGUAGGAAAGUCUUCAUCUUAUGUGAAGCAAAUGAGCUCGAGGCAGGGGCAGAGAAAGCAGCCACAGCCAGCCCUCUGUGUAUUCACAGGUGUACCCGUGUAGUGUGUGUAAAUGCCUGGCUGGCUCAGAUCCACCUGGCAUCAGGAUGGCAGGGAGAGAAGAAAGCUGCAUGUAUCUGUUGAGGAUAAGGGGCAGGCUGCCUGGGGGUGAUGUCUAGGAAUUGAAGAAUUCUUGAUUCCACCUUUGCUUAAGUGAACUCUAUAUAUGAAGUCACAAUUUGAAGGUUGAGUUUUAUGAAGGGAUGGCUCUUCAGGCUCAUAAGAGGGGUCUCAAUAAAGGUAAGACAAGUGACUGAGACAUUGGAUGGCCUGGGAUAACUGGAGUCCAUCAUACUAUUUCUUGGCAAGUGUCUUCUCCCUGCUUGAUUUGAGUUCCAUGAGUGACUUGUCUUUCCCCAGGAAAGGGAUCGGGAAAAUGGUCCCUAGCAACUCAGGCUCUGGUUAGGCUGCAAAGGGACCCCAGUGGGACUGCCUUUGGUGGUUAUGUUUUUUGUCAGCUUCUUUCUCUGUACCUUGACUUACCUCUGAAUCAGAAAGCAAGCCUGGCAGGUGGAGGGGGCGGCUCUCUGCUUGGCAUUGCCUGAUUUAACCAGGGAGGCUAGCUGGCCACCCACUGUCCACUAACGGGGAAGGCCAGCAGAUGUCGGUCUGAACUCAGGAAUAGAUACACGAGGCCUUUAAAAUAAAGAGAGGGAGAGAAAUCCGUGAUGCAUACCUAUAAAACCCCCUAGAACCCAAGUGCCAGAUUCAUUCCUAGAUGCUGCUUGUUUGAACAAAAAGUCACUGCUUUUUCACUUGAAAAAACACAAAAAAUGUUCAACUUUAACUCCAUGAAAAAUUGUUUUUGGCUUUAAGACAUUGUUUGCUGUCUUACUGUUUCCCUUGAUCGCCAUUCCACCAGUAAAUUGUGGGUUAAUUUUGCACUGCACACUGGG